AAGCGUUAACAGUGAUGAACAACAGUGACGCUGUUGUCUUUGAAAAUGGCGUCAGUGCAUUUGAAGUCCGCUGUCAUUUGUAGCUAAAGUGGUCAUUUAGCCGCUUUAGACUUUCUGUUUUGGAUACGUUGCGACGUUUCUAUUCGAGAAUAUAAUAGUGGCUAAAUAAAAAUGUGGCGAAAUAAAGUGUUACUUGUCCAGUCUGUUGCAUAAUAAGGCCGCGGCUGCCCCCGAUCUCGCGUAGGGAAUUCUUGCAGUACUACAUCACUCUCACUACGGCGGUGGCGGCCAUUGAAAGCUCGGCUUUGCUGCAGCGCCAUUCCGAUCCGCUGGUGCACCCAAGUGGAUAUGUGUCUUCACCAGCCAUCACGUCUGUACAGCACACUGACUGUACAAGAGUUUAAUUUGUUCAGUAUGGCUUCUGUACCAGUGUACUGCUUGUGUCGCCUCCCAUAUGAUGUGACUCGCUUCAUGAUUGAGUGCGACAUUUGUCAAGACUGGUUUCAUGGGAGUUGUGUAGGAGUGGAAGAGGAAAAAGCAACUGAGAUUGAUCUCUAUCACUGCCCCAACUGUCAGCUCACUCAUGGACCCUCUGUCAUGCGUAAACGCCGUGGAGGCAACAAGCAGGUGGACGGAGCUGCCUCUGGGGUAAGAGACCCGGGUCGGUUGGUGAAGACGGGCAGCCCCCAAUUCGUGAGGGAACUGCGGAGUCGCACUUUCCCCAGUGCAGAUGAAGUACUGCUGAAGCCUUCAGGGGCCCAGCUCACAGUGGAAUUUCUUGAGGAGCAUUCAUUCAGUGUUCCUGUCAUGGUGCUGAGACGAGACGGGCUUGGCAUGACUCUUCCACCAGCGUCGUUCUGUGUCAGCGAUGUAGAACACUACAUUGGUUCAGACAAAGAGAUAGAUGUGAUCGACGUCUCUCGCCAGUGUGACCUGAAGAUGCGACUGGGUGACUUUGCCGAAUACUACAACAGCCCCAACAGAGAUCGAGUACUGAAUGUUAUCAGCCUAGAGUUCUCAGAAACAAGGCUGUCAAAUUUGGUGGAAACGCCAAAAAUUGUGAGGAAGCUGUCAUGGGUGGAGAACCUCUGGCCAGAGGAAUCUGUGUUUGAGCGGCCCAAUGUGCAGAAGUACUGCCUCAUGGGAGUCAAGGAUAGCUACACGGACUUUCACGUUGACUUUGGUGGCACUUCCGUUUGGUAUCAUGUUUUGCGGGGGGAGAAAAUAUUCUACCUAAUAUCGCCGACGGCAGCCAACCUGGCGCUUUUUGAGCGUUGGAAUUCAUCGUCCAAUCAGAAUGAGAUGUUCUUUGGAGACCAGGUUGACAUGUGUUACAAGUGCUCCGUCAAACAAGGAAACACCUUGUUCAUUCCAACUGGGUGGAUUCACGCUGUGUUAACUCCAGUGGAUUGCCUGGCCUUCGGAGGAAACUUUUUGCAUAGCCUCAAUAUUGACAUGCAGCUUCGGGCUUAUGAAAUAGAGAAGCGGUUGAGCACAGCAGACUUGUUUAAGUUUCCCAAUUUUGAAACUGUGUGCUGGUAUGUUGGGAAGCACCUUCUUGAUACCUUCAGAGGUUUGAGAGAAAAUCGCAGACACCCAGCCACCUAUCUGGUUCAUGGAGCAAAAGCCCUGAAUAAUGCCUUCCGCGCCUGGACCAGGAAAGAGGCGCUAAGUGAUCACGAAGCGGAAAUUCCAGAAACUAUCAACACUCAGGCACUGGUAAAGGACCUUGCAAAAGAGAUACGUCUAGUUGAGGAUAUUUUCCAACAAAACAUUGGCCGCACUGGACCUCAAUUCCCUGGAUCGCCUCUCUCAAAAGCUCCGUUAACCACCUCUCAGAAUUCAGGCCGCCCCCCUGGAAAUAAGAAAGGCCUCAAACCAAAGGACAUAAUUGUAAAUGUUGUACCAACUGGACCCAAGAAGAAAAACCAAAAGGGUCUUUAUAAAACAGAAGCGGGAGAGCUUGACCUGCUUGAGAUCCACACCAAACAUACUCUGAAAAAAAUCCAACCUGGCAAGUCCAGAAGCAAGAACAAGUUGGAGCUGCCAUUGGAAGACUUCGAAGGAAAGUUAAAUAAAAGCAAGCUGAAACUCGUGCUGACCAAUGGGAAAAUUCAAGGCAAGAAAGCUGGAAGUAAUGGUGCCGGGGCAGUUGCCAACUACCAGCACCUUGUCAUGGAGGGAUCCAGUCUCUCUGAUCUUGAAUCUGAGGAUGAGCUCCAAAUAGACGAAACCCCUCCUCCACGCCGCAAACUUGCUGGAACAAGCAAGAAGAAGAAACUAAGCGGUCUACCAAGAAAGUUGCCCCGAGCAAAGCCUUGCUCCGACCCCAAUCGUAUUCGGGAGCCAGGGGAGGUCGACUUUGACAUUGAGGAGGAUUACACCACAGAUGAAGAAGCACUGGCUGCUCAUGGUGUGAAGGGCGGUGCAGGGGGAAUCCUGGACUUACUGAAGGCCAGCAAACAGGUGGCAGGCUUGGACUCCUCUGCACUCAGUGAGGAAGCCCCGGCCUCUCCUAGUACUCGUGACGCCAUCCAGGGUAUGCUUUCCAUGGCUAACCCACCUUCCUCCUCCUCAUCGUCAUCAUCGUCAUCUUCCUCUUCUUCAUCACCCUUGUCCAUCUCUGGAGGACUCACUGAGGGAUUGGGGAUCGUAAAAGGAAAAGGCAGCAGAGCCGUGUGGGUCACUGGGGGGAUCAAAAAGACCACUGGGGCUGAGAAAAAAGCUGUUAUCCAGCGGCCGGGAAAGCGGCCCAUUAAGCGUCCGGCUCGACAUCUUAGUGACGAGGACAGCCCCGAUGAGCAAGAGACUUUAGGGACCUGUUUUAAAGAUUCAGAUUACGUGUAUCCCUCAUUGGAAUCUGAUGAGGAGGACCAUGCUAACAAAGCUAAAAUGAAGCGGAAGAAAAAUUGGGAUGACACACCUUGGAGUCCUAAAGCCAGGGUGAUGCCUACUCUACCGAAACAGGAUCGGCCAGCAAGGGAUGGCGCUCGAGUGGCAUCUGUGGAAACGGGCUUGGCGGCUGCUGCAGCCAAGUUGGCGCAGCAGGUGAGUGAGGAAACAAUGGAGCAACAUAAGCCAACUAAAAGGAAAUACACCAAAAAGGUGCGCCCUCCAGUGUCCGUUGUGAGCCCUCUUCAACUUCAGGUAGAUCAAGCUCCUCCCUCGCCACCAAACGUUCCAGAGGCAGCACCAGAUUUCAGCCCACAGAGGAGGAUGGAUUACUAUUCGGCCAGUUUACUCGACCAUGAAUACACAGCAGGACCAGGACCUUUUGGUCCUGGUGGCCCUAGAGGUGGCGGGGCUAUGGCCCCGGGGGUAUUCCUUACUUCACGUCGACCUUCCUUAUCACCGCAAAACAGCAGCUCACUCUCUAGUGCGUCACCUUCAGGGCUUGCUAGUCAAGGCGUUGCAGGAGUUGGUCAAGGAAAGCGUCCAAAGAAAGGACUUGCAACAGCAAAACAGAGACUUGGAAAAAUUUUGAAGAUUCACCGCAAUGGCAAGCUUCUUUUGUGAUGGAAUCUGGAACUGUUAGCCGUAGACGUGCAUAGGAAUCCUCAUUUUGUGAAAAUAUUGAAGGAGAUAGCGAUAGGAAUCUAUAUUUUAUACUUAAAUAUUUGUUUAUUAUUGUUUCUACAUAUUUCUUUGACCAUUUCUUGCCCAACAUUGUCAUUUGUCACUCUACUGUCACUGCCUGACCUGAUCGUAUCACAAGCACACUUUACUCACUCACACUCCACAUAAGAAGUGGAACGUAACAACGGGUUUUCCAGUAACAAGUUUGAAAGGGAAAAGAAAAAAAUGAUCCAUCUUUAAAAUUUAAUUCCAAUGCAGUCACGAUAAUAUUUUCUAAAUACCCAAUUUUUGCCUAAAAAAAACUUGUUUUUGUAGUAGUGCUUUUCUCCACGUAGUUUUACAAAACGUUGAGUGAGAUUCACUGUUUCUUAUUAAACAUUUCAUAUAUUGAUUCUUCUACAAGUCAAGAUUAAGUGAAGCAGCAAUUGACCUUGUACAAUUAUUUAUUCUAAUUUAUUUUUACAGGCAAUAUAUUGUCAUUUGAAGCGAUUUCCUUACAGUCAUCCCAUCUGAUUUUUGUUUGUCAUCCUUCUUGAUCCCUUCUCACUUUUUUAACCACAGUACAAAAAUGUUAGCAGUUGAUUUAUUGGAAAUGUUUUCAUAUUUUUUACAUUUGUUUGAGUUGUAAAUAUGUAAUAAUUGUUAUGUCUACAUAGCUAGAUUGAAAGAGCAAAGAAAAGGAUUUACAGUGGAUAUAAACGUUUUUUUCCUCCGGUGUAAAAAUGAAAUGCAACUUAACCCUUUACUCAUUUCCAGUUCAGCGUCAAGCAAGGUAUAUAUUUUCUACUCUACCCUGACAUAUGGUAGAUAUGUAGAUAAGUUUCAUUUUUGACUUUUUGCCCCAGUGGCUAGUCAUUUGGAAUAAUUAAAGCCCCAGCUCCAGCAUUAGUUGCUAAAGAAUGCUUCUACAAACAAUCAGUCAAGCACCACCGAUGCUUUUAUUAGUGGCUAUGGUGCACUUUACGUUUGCGUCUCUUUAUAUCCACUGUAAUUCCAGCUAGGCUUGGGCAUUCAUUCCACAGAAUGUAUGAGAAAGAGAAUGUCAAGAGAAAUGUUGAUGAACCAAGUGAAAACAUGAAUGAUCAACUUGUGUAAAUAUACGUUGUAAUUUGGUUUUUAUAGUCGAGAUGCAUUGAAACCUUUCUUAUUGUUGUACAUGACACAUUGCUGUAUUUUUUCAAUAGGCGUUUUUAUAUUUGUAUGCAGUACUUGUCAAGUUUAGUCAUAUCUUGGCUGUGUAACAUUUGAAGUGUACUGGAGGAAUUGAGUUUAUUUUGUUUCUUUCUAGUUUAAUUAAUCCAAUGUAUUAAUUUUGUGUACUAUUUUAAAUGUCUUUAAAUGUGACUUGGAAAGGAAAUAAUAGCUUU
This is a messenger RNA of Corythoichthys intestinalis (scribbled pipefish), 4943 nucleotides long. RefSeq names its product PHD finger protein 8 (gene phf8). Gene Ontology annotation, biological process: protein demethylation; regulation of transcription by RNA polymerase II. NCBI's taxonomy places the organism in Eukaryota, Metazoa, Chordata, Actinopteri, Syngnathiformes, Syngnathidae. The transcript is spliced from 23 exons. The record is from RefSeq and is a predicted model, not a curated record. Gene Ontology annotation, molecular function: histone demethylase activity; transcription coregulator activity. Bases 349 to 3516 code for a protein of 1055 amino acids.